Molecule: messenger RNA, 429 nt
Organism: Pyrus x bretschneideri (Chinese white pear)
Lineage: Eukaryota; Viridiplantae; Streptophyta; Magnoliopsida; Rosales; Rosaceae
Product: S-protein homolog 2-like
Exons: 2
Coding region: 1-429 (142 amino acids)
Source: RefSeq, a predicted model, not a curated record
AUGGAAACUGAUGGGAAGUAUAUGCGGAGCACUGGAACAAAAUCAAAAGCGAAGAAAACAAGUUUCGCAGACCGUGUACUUGUCGAGAUCAUCAAUGGCGUCAUGGUGGAUCUGAAUGCUCACUGCAAAUCUAAAGACGAUGAUCUUGGUCUUCAAAAGCUCCGCGGUGAUAGCCCCAUUGGCAUUUUUCGUUUCAGCUUUGUUCCAAAUAUAUGGGGGACGACACUAUAUCACUGCAGCUUUGCCUGGAAGCAAGAAUCUCACCAUUUUGAUAUAUUUGUUUCGAAAAGAGAUGAAGGAAAAUGUCGUAGUUGCUCAUGGGUUAUACUUGCUGACAAGCCAUGCAGGUUCAAUGAUACGUCUCAUCAAUUCGACAUUUGCUAUCCAUGGAAAGACCCUGUUUCCCUUCACAAUUAUAUUCAUAUAUAG